CCUAUAGUAGACUACUUACUCUGUCUAUCACCAGAUGAACACCACUGUACAAUAGCAUAUCCCUAGUCUCGAAUCGAGAUAUAUAUAUAUAGAAUGGCUUUCCAGACCACACGGCCGUCUUCCACACUUCUAGUCCCCUCCAGACGGCCUCUUGCCGUCCCCAACAACCCCACCCUUUCUAACACGACCGGUACAUUCCCGCCGAUACGUAUUUGUUCAACAUCAACUUCUAUGUCCACAUCGACCGUGGCGGAAUCCAAAUCUAAAUCCAAAUCCAAGGCCAAGUCUAACUCAGAGAAUCAGCACGUGGAGCUAAACUCUCGGCCUACGACUGUCGAGUAUGAUUUCUCGUCCCGUCCGCAGCCGUUCUUGGAUCCGGCGUUGUGGGAGAACGUGAAGGCGGUGGAUCGGCUGCGGAGGGAGGGCGAAGGGGUCGGGGAGGGAGACGUUUACGUGAAAGAGAAGGAGGAGGAGUUGAGGAGGAAGAGGGCGAGGGAGGCGGAGUUUGGAGAGAUGGCUGUUCGGGGGAGGAUGGGGAGGUGGAAGUGAUUUCC
This is a messenger RNA of Aspergillus pseudonomiae, 554 nucleotides long. RefSeq lists its product as uncharacterized. Lineage: Eukaryota; Fungi; Ascomycota; Eurotiomycetes; Eurotiales; Aspergillaceae. The coding region runs from base 94 to 549 and encodes 151 amino acids. The record is from RefSeq and is a predicted model, not a curated record. The transcript has a single exon.